AUGUCGCUGCAAGUGCCUGACCCGGACAGGCUGAACUUCUUCCCACCGAACCAGGCAAAGCAGACCAGAUUCGCGCCUCUGCCGCCUAGACCGCCUCCAGCGCGGCAUUCCUUCAUCAAUGCUCGAAGCUCAUGGAUGAGGAGAAGCCAACGCUUCCCCAUGGCAGAGAGCUACGAACGCUUACCACGCCUAAGCCGACUGUCAUACUUCCCCGUCGCCAACGAGUACAUCGAUGGAGUGUUCAACGAGAAGACGAACCUCCCACCUCGGUGGUCGUUCUACGUCCCCGACUUCGACUUUGACGUGAAGGAUUUCGAGAAGUACGAGCAGCAGCAGCAGCAACAACAAGAAAAGGGCGAGGACGAUGACGUCCCCAAGGCCCUUAAGGCAUUCCGUGUCGACUUCUAUCCUGGUGACCCUGACGACCCAAAGUGCUGGUCCGUAGCCUACAGGAUACUCGUCAUCGGCAUGUUCGCCUUCACCACCCUGGCCACCGGUAUCUAUUCCACCGCCUACUCCAGUGGCAUCAACUCAAUGGUCCCUGAGCUCGGCGUCACCAACCAGUCACUACCAUUGCUGGGUAUCUCACUCUACCUCGUCGGCCUGGCGUUGGGUGCCCUCAUCAUGGCGCCGCUAAGUGAGACAUUUGGUCGAAGACCUAUGUACAUCGGUGGCCUCAGUGUCUUCCUGGCUUUGAUCCCGAUGGCAGCUCUCGCGACGAACUUCACCAUGGUCAUCGUCGCCCGUUUCUUAGGAGCUGUCGCCGGAAGUGUCAUGCUCUCCAACGUUGCUGGAUCGAUUAUGGACAUCACCGACCCCAAGUAUCUUCCUCUCGCCAUCUCAGUUUACUCCUUUGGUCCACUCAACGGCCCGGUGCUGGGACCUCUCAUCGGCGGUUUCAUGGUUGAAGCCUGGGGCUGGAGGUCUCUGAACUGGAUGUCGCUCAUCUCAACGGCUGUGGGCGCCUUUUUCAUCAUGACCGUCCCUGAAACAUACCGCCCAACGCUUCUGAGGAAGAAGGCGAUGACGAGGAGAAUGCAGGAAGGCGACCACCGUUACUGGUCUGACUUCGAUGACUCCGUCCCCCUCUUCCGCAGAAUUCGCACUUCGAUCUCUCGACCUUUCAUUUUGUCCUUCACUGAGCCUGUUUUGAUGUUCUGGAACAUCUACAUCUCAGUCAUCUAUGCCAUUGUGCAAUUGGCAUACGUCGCUUUCCCUAUCAUCUUCCAAGACGAACGAGGCUGGUCCACAUCAAUCUCGGGACUUGCUUUCCUCGGAGUGUUCGUUGGCAUCGCCCUCGUCCUCGCUACCGAGCCCUUGCUACGAAAACUCGUUCAACGCCAACCCAAAAACCCGGAGACAGGCAAGCCUGAGCCGGAAGCCACCGUUCUUCUCAUCUGUAUCGGCGCUGUGCUCGAACCAGUCGGCCAGCUGGCGUUCGCACUCACAUCCCUUCCCAUCGAAAUUCCCUUUUACUGGAGCAUUCUGUCAGGCGUUCCCUUUGGAUACGGCUUCGGCCUUGUUUUCAUCUAUGGCACCGGAUACAUCUCCAAUGUAUUCGGCAUGUAUGCCACCUCCGCCUCUGCAGGCAAUCUCGUUUUCAGAUCAAUCUUGGGCGCGGUGCUCGUCAUCGUGGGCAAGAGCAUGUAUCACGCGCUCACCCCGCGCAUCGCGGGUAUCACUAUUGGUGUCGCCGAAGUGGUGCUCAUGCCCAUUCCUUUCAUCUUUCUUAAGUGGGGCAAGAACAUUCGGCAAAAGAGCAAACUUAUUCGGACACUGGAGGAGCAGGCGAAAAAGGUUGCAAAGUGA
Colletotrichum chrysophilum is the source of this 1809-nucleotide messenger RNA. RefSeq lists its product as uncharacterized. The coding region runs from base 1 to 1809 and encodes 602 amino acids. The transcript is spliced from 3 exons. The record is from RefSeq and is a predicted model, not a curated record. Gene Ontology annotation, molecular function: transmembrane transporter activity. Gene Ontology annotation, biological process: transmembrane transport. NCBI's taxonomy places the organism in Eukaryota, Fungi, Ascomycota, Sordariomycetes, Glomerellales, Glomerellaceae.